AUGAUUCAUACCUUCUCCUUAUCUUUACUAAAGCAUUAGCAAUAGUUUAUAUACCACCUACUGAAUUAUUGAAGUUUCUCUUUAUCCUCUCUAAUACAAUGUCUUCCAUAAACUAUAUCUUUCUCAUAUUUUGCUUGUUCAAUCUAGAAACACAUCUAGUAUCAGUUCAUUCUUCAUCUAGUGAUGUUCCAAUCAAUGUAACCAAACACUUCUCCUUCCCAAACUUCAUCAAUAACCCCAAAAUACUUCAUGAUGUAAAGCUUCUAGGAAGUGCAAAGUUCUCAAAUGAAAAGGGUUCACUUCAAAUCCCAAAUGAAUCACAAGACACAGGUAUAAGACAUCAAGCAGGUAGAGGUUUAUAUUCCUUCCCAAUCCGUUUGUUAGAUCCAACUACAAAAAUACCAGCUUCUUUUCAAACCACCUUUUCAUUUCAGCUUAAUAAUUCAACUACUGAUGUAAAAAGUGACUAUGGUGGUGGUAGUGGACUUGCCUUCAUUAUAGUACCUGAUGAAUUUACUGUUGGAAGACCAGGUCCUUGGCUUGCUAUGCUUAAUGAUGCAUGUGAGAAUGAUUAUAAAGCAGUUGCAAUUGAGUUUGAUACUAGAAUGAAUCAUGAAUUUGGAGAUCCAAAUGAUAACCAUGUUGGCAUUAAUUUAGGUACUAUAGUAUCUGAUAAAAUUAUCAAUCUUUCUGAUUUUGGUGUGUCCCUUAAAGAUGGUUUUGUUCAUCAUGCUUGGAUUAACUAUGAUGGUCCUCAAAAAAGAAUGGAAAUUUUUCUUGGACUUGCUAAUCAAGAAGUUAUUCCUACUAAGCCUAUUUUCUCAGAAAUUAUGGAUCUUUCUCCUUUUCUAAAUGAGUAUAUGUUUGUAGGAUUUUCAGCUUCAACAGGUAACCAUACCCAAAUUCAUAAUAUACUUUCUUGGAACUUUAGUUCCACUAGCCAAGCUUUUCUUCACUACCCUUCAUCUGAAACUUGUCAAGGUAAGAUCUUGCUUGAGAAUACUUCCACAGAAACAACAGCUACUACCAAGAAGUCUAGUAAGGACGAAACUCCGCGAAGCUUUUUGAUUUUCGUGGCUGCUGUAGUAUUGUCUUUGGUUGCUUUAAUUUGUUUUUACUUUAUCAGUAAGUAUAGAAGAAGUGCUGCUAAAUCAAAGAGUUCAAUAGAUGAAGAGAUUCAUAGGCCAAGGCCUCCUAACAAACCACGGCGCUUCGCUUUUUCCGAACUUUCCUCUUCGACUAGAUCAUUCAGUGAGAUAGAGGUACUUGGAAGUGACUUAAGAGGAGUGUACUUCAGAGGAAAGCUUGGUAAUGGAAACCAAGUAGCAUUGAAAAGAUUCUCAACUCAGUUUCUCAACACGCACGGGGCGGAUAAGAAGCGUUUGUUGAAGGAAAUCAAAGUCAUCAGCCAUGUUCGCCACCCGAAUUUACUUCCUAUAAAAGGCUGGUGUCAAGACAAAACCGAAAUCAUCGCAGUCUACGAGUUUGUCCCGAACGGUAGUCUAGAUAAAUGGCUAUUCGGGGCUGGUGUUCUUCCGUGGACACGGAGGUUCAAAGUCAUUAAAGACGUAGCCGACGGCUUGAGUUUCCUUCACAAUAAACAACUAGCACAUAAGAACUUGAAAUGCAGUAGUGUGUUUCUUGAUGUCAGCUUCCGAGCUGUAUUGGGAGACUUUGGGUUCGUUCUAAUGGGAGCAGAGUCGAAACAGUUUGAAUUAGCAGUGUGUAAUGGCGCUGAUGUGUUUGAGUUUGGUAUUUUUGUGUUGGAAGUGAUAGGUGGAAGACCAAGAGUGGAAGAAAUGGAUGAAGAAAAACAAGAUGAGAGGAACUUAUUGGAUUUUGCAUGGAAUUUGCAUGAGACUAAUGAGAAAGUGAAGCUAGUAGACAGAAGAAUGGGAUCAUUGAUCAACUUGGAGCAAGCAAUUCAUGUUAUGGAAAUUGGGUUGCUUUGUACUUUGAAUGAGAACAAAGGAAGACCUUCUAUGGAACAAGUUGUGGAGUUUCUUCAUGACAUGGAGAAGCCUAUUCCUGAAUUACCAAGAACUCGCCCUGUUGCUUUGUUUCCUUAUAACAGUGCCAACACUGGACUUUGCAAUAAUUACUCCUGCAGUUUGAAGCUGUGAUAUGAUGUUACUAGAAGGUGAUUCUGUGUUGGUGGCUUGUGUGGAGAGUAUAUCAUUCUUCUUAGGCUUGCAAGUUAGAACAAUGUUUUAGAUUUUAGAGUGAUGUGUGAUUGUCAUGAUAUUUGAUAAAUAUUGUAUUUUAUUAUUCUUGGAGAGUGUAAAGAUAAGGCUGUGAAUAUGGACUAAUGCAGGAGAAAGGGUGAUUAUGUUUUUAUUUUCAGUAUGUUUUAGAAUUUGUUUGGAAGAUUCAAACCUCUAAGGAGGAUGUUUCAUUAUUUAGAGUCUUCUUGUUAUGUGAUGUCCCAAGUAAAAAUUGGUUAUUAAUGGUAAUAAAGAAGGGGAAAGAAGUCAGUUUUAUUUCCUUCUACUAUUAUGUUA
Molecule: messenger RNA, 2501 nt
Organism: Cicer arietinum (chickpea)
Lineage: Eukaryota; Viridiplantae; Streptophyta; Magnoliopsida; Fabales; Fabaceae
Product: L-type lectin-domain containing receptor kinase VIII.1-like
Biological process (GO): protein phosphorylation
Molecular function (GO): carbohydrate binding; ATP binding; protein kinase activity
Source: RefSeq, a predicted model, not a curated record